Hylaeus volcanicus is the source of this 2078-nucleotide messenger RNA. Its product is annotated as forkhead box protein D1-like. Gene Ontology annotation, molecular function: DNA-binding transcription factor activity, RNA polymerase II-specific; RNA polymerase II cis-regulatory region sequence-specific DNA binding. Gene Ontology annotation, biological process: anatomical structure morphogenesis; regulation of transcription by RNA polymerase II; cell differentiation. The record is from RefSeq and is a predicted model, not a curated record. Bases 780 to 1970 code for a protein of 396 amino acids. NCBI's taxonomy places the organism in Eukaryota, Metazoa, Arthropoda, Insecta, Hymenoptera, Colletidae. The transcript is spliced from 6 exons.
CUAUAGUACAGAGAGUAUUUAAAUGCUAGAAUAUUAUGGAGCACUUGGAAGAAGGACCUGCAACAAAAUAAGAGUCAGCGUUCUACCAGCUGAGAAGCUGUUGCAGCGCCGGUGGGUGGUCGCUGUAAUUUCGGUGGUACCUUUCGCAGGCGCGAUGGCACCGGAUUGCUAUCGGCGUCCUGAAUCACGAUUUCUCCAAACAGUCCGCGCUUAUCGCUCCCGAGGCGCCCGUGUCUCGGGUGUCGGAAGGCGAGUUCCCUUCAAAGACCCAAUUGUUUUAACCCCGGAGGUUUCUGGGAAGCGGCUUCCGUGUGGUCGUGUCGCGCGCAUGUCUCGAGUCCAUUGUCCAGGUUCCCGGAGUCCCUGGCUGUCUCCAAUUGAAAUCGCCUCGCUUCUUGGGCUCUCCUCGUCUCCUCCUUGAACGAUAACCAGUCAAAUACUCGAACAAAUACGCGAGAUAGAUAUUACCAUCACUUUUCCUGUUGAAAUCCAUUUUCACUAAGAAGAAGCUUCAGGGCUCCAUGGUGGAUCAAUUGGUAGCUCGUGAGACAUUAAAGGACCUGCAAUGGGAAGUCUCAUCGCAGCCUAGUUCUAGCACCAUCAGGUUACCACUCGUUUCUUUCUGAAAAUAGAAUACUUGAAUCAGAAAACAUUGUAGUGGUCGUAUGAGUCGAUACUAAAGAAACCUGCUACAAGACCAUGGAAUCCUCAUUGAAUAGGUUAGAAUGAAUCGGUUGGAAUGAAAUGAACCCGUUUCAGUGAGCAGCUUCGUGCCCGAGAUGCAGAACGGUUGCAUGGGUUCGAAGGAGUUGGACGGGUCGGUGAGGCUGGCGAAGAACCUGACGUCGCACCACGGCUCCCGCGGUCAUUACCACUCUCACCACGGGCUCCACAGUCCCAGCUCGUCCGUGUCGAUGCAUUCGACAGGGUCCGGUCAUCAUCACCAGGAGGAGAAGGGCUCGUCCCCCACGAGCGGGCUCCACAGCGCCGCAAAUAGCAAUCCUCCGACGCCCUCGGCGCCCUCCGUGCCCGCCACGUCCUCGGACGUGUCCGCUGCCACCUCGGGAAGCGGAAACGACGCCGGGAGCGGCAACGACGCCGCGAACAAGAAGCCACCGUUCAGCUACGUCGCCCUGAUCACGAUGGCGAUCCAGAACACCGCUCAGAAGAGGGCGACGCUCAGCGAGAUCUACGCCUACAUCACCGCCAGGUUUCCCUACUACAAGAUGGACAAGAAGAGGGGCUGGCAGAACUCCAUCAGGCAUAAUCUGUCCUUGAACGAGUGCUUCGUCAAGGUCCCCCGCGACGGAGGCGGCGAUCGCAAGGGCAACUUCUGGACGAUCGACCCGCAGUCCGAGAACAUGUUCGAGAACGGCAACUUCAGGAGGCGUAGACGCAUGAAGCGACCCUACAGGAAUACGCCCUAUCAGAAACCGCUGUUCGACCCCUUUUCCACCACGCACGUCCACCUGGGCCCUAGGAACCUGUUUGCCCACUCGCCACCGUCCUACGCACCGCCUCCGUACACCAGAUACGACACCAGUCCCUGGAGCAUCCAGCAGUCGCAGCUUUCGUACGGCCACUGUCAAUCGCUCCAACCGCAGCUGCAGCCGAUGCAGUCGAUGCAGAUCCCAACGAUGAACGGCUACGGUCAGUUGGGCACCUCCUUAAGCAAUUACCUGGAUGUUCCAGGUGGGACGUCGAGUUCUCCCAGCUCCAUGGGCAGUGGCUCCUUUAGCAGCAGCUUCACGCCCUGUGCCAGGCGACACGACACCGCCAUGUCCACCGAGACGAUGCCUGCCAGAUGCUACUGGCCUGAAAUGGUGACCGUGAAGGAGGAGCCAGGCACCGUGGCGGUGUCCAGCGCGAGCGUGACGGGCGUUGGGGUGUCCUCGGGGAUGAUGGGGACAACGUCAUCGCCGAGCUUCGUCCCAAUGGACUUCCAGUCGCGAUCCAAGUGUUUCAUGUGAAUGGAUCCAUCGGCCAGUCGACGACAGCUUCGUCUCUCCUUCGAUCCUGCUGAUCCGUGAACCUCGACUGGGUCCAGAACAGCUUGCAGUGGGAGACAUACGAACUAU